AACAUAAUAAUGCUAACACAAGUAGCAGUUCAGCGUACCCAUAUUAUUGCACAAUUUGUUUUUUCACAAAAAUAUGCACAGUCUUAGUAGAAGGGGUAACUAAAUGCCUGGCUUAAACUUAGCAAAAGGCGAAACGAAUCGGCCACAUCAGCCCAAUAAAUGCCAAUAAGCUAGGAAAUGAACGAAUUCCUCCUGGGAGAAGAUCGAAUUCAAAAUCACGCUUUUUCACCAACGACACUAUUUUUCAAGGGAUUUUAAAGUCAAACCAAAACUUCCAAGAAAUUAUGCAGUCCGAGAACAAGCCAAAAUAACUAUUUAUGCAACAAACAUUUGCUCGUUUAAAUGAUGCCUGUUAUGCGCUUGCGACUGGAAGACGUAUCGCUUAUAACGUUCGGUUUGUAUUUCUCUCCAGCUUCCUUUCUUUGCAAUGGGCGAGACUUACUCUUAUGGACAUGAGUAAGCACAUUGGCAUCGCCUUUCACAGUGAAUGUCAUGAGAAGAAAUAUUGCAAGAGACAACCAAAAGUCAUUCGGCUUCGAUAUGUUGAAGCGAAAUGGCAUCUUCAUCUUCUCAUCAUAUUGUCGAUGGUGGGAUUUUGUGUAUCCGACUGUCCUGACGGUUGGAAAUCUCACAAAGACUUCUGUUUCCGAAUGACCGAUGACAGAAGUGAAACGUUCAACUUUGCCGAAAGUCUCUGCCGUAAACUUCAUCCUUCUGCUCAUCUGGCUAGCAUUCAUAACGAGGAAGAAAAUGAGGUGGCUUGGAUCGCUACUCGCAAUAUCACCGCUUGGAUUGGAUUACAACUGGUUAAAGACAAGUGGCGAUGGAGCGAUCGCACAUAUUUCGACUAUGUAAACUGGGUAGACGAGAAGGUGCCGGUAAGCAACACUACCGGAUGCGUGCAGUUGACAAUGUCAAAGAAGUGGCAAAAUGGUAUAUCGUGCAAGAAAGAUAAGAAGGCGGAAGAGGGCGCCGGUAUCCAGGAGAAAAUCACCAGUAAAAUUCAAGUAAAGCAAAAAAGACCAAAACGCAGCGGAUAUUCUAGCAUCCAUCAAAACAUACGAAAAAGAAGAGCUGCAAAGAAAAAGGGAAAAAAGAAAGAAGGUGGUAAGGGCAAAGGACAGCCGGCACUGUGCAAAGUGCCUCAUAUGGAGACAUGUGGUGGUCCUGAUUGGAUCCGAGCCGGUGAAUUUUGCUACAACUUCUCCACACCCGGCCAGGUCAAGACGUGGAACGACGCGGGCUCCUAUUGUCUUCAAAUGGACGCCCGGUUCGUAGCCAUCUUCAACGCUCGGCAAAACGACGUCCUUCGUCGGCUUGCUCGGCUUGCAGGCAGUACCAUUUGGCUCGGUCUUAUUCAUACCGACGACGGCUUCCACCGCUGGGCUGACGGCGCAAUUAUGAGCUACGAAAAUUUCGGGAAACACGACAAGUACGACCCGAACCACAAGUGCGUCUACCUAGAGGACGAGACGGGAACGUGGCUACACGAGCAGUGCGAGAAAGAGCUCGACUUUGUCUGUAUGCGUCCCAAGCUGCAGCUGUACGACUCCCGCACAGCCAACAACAGCCGGCCGCGCGCGACCGUCGAGAUCUGGCGCAGGAUCGAAGAGGCGCUGGUGCCCGCGCGAGGGCCGCCGCGACCCUCAACGACCACGACCACGACCGCGAAGCCGACGCCGGAGCUGCGCUCAGAAAUGCGCGAGGAGGUUAUUGAGGCUUCCGAGAAAAUCACCGCCGGUGUGAUGACGGACACGGGGAAGAAGCACGGAGCGCGCAGCCGGCGGGCGGCCGGCCGGCUCAAACGACUGGCAAAGAAGGUCCUCGGUCAUGUGACCUGACCCGACCCCGCUGGGCAGGCUGCGGGCCCAGUGGAUAAUUGUUUGACAUGUUGCGAAACAUUGCUAAGAUCAGGUUGACCCGCACGUUACUCGUCUUGCACAAUUAAGAUGAUGAAGCGAUUUGCCACCUGCGAAAAGUGUGCAUGUGAUGCUUGUUUGAAUUAUACGCGAUUUUUGGUGCA
Molecule: messenger RNA, 2023 nt
Organism: Amphibalanus amphitrite
Lineage: Eukaryota; Metazoa; Arthropoda; Thecostraca; Balanomorpha; Balanidae
Product: macrophage mannose receptor 1-like
Exons: 2
Coding region: 318-1841 (507 amino acids)
Source: RefSeq, a predicted model, not a curated record